AUGAGCUGCAUGAUAGAAGGAAACCAAACUGUGAUCUCAGAGUUCCUCCUCCUGGGCCUGCCCAUCCCGUCACAGUACCAGCACCUGUUCUAUGCCCUGCUCCUGGCCAUGUAUCUCACCACCGUCCUGGGGAACCUUCUCAUCGUUGUCCUCAUUCAACUAGACUCUCAUCUGCACACACCCAUGUAUUCAUUUCUCAGCAACUUGUCCUUUUCUGACUUCUGCUUUUCCUCUGUCACGAUGCCCAAAUUGUUGCAGAACAUGCAGAGCCAAGUGCCUGCCAUCCCCUAUUCAGGAUGCCUGACACAAAUGUACUUUCUCUUGCUGUUUGGGGAUCUUGAGAGCUUCCUCCUUGUGGCCAUGGCCUAUGACCGCUAUGUGGCCAUCUGCUUCCCUCUACACUACACCAGCAUCAUGAGCCCCAAGCUCUGUGCCUCUCUAGUGCUUCUGUCCUGGGUGCUGACCACAUUCCAUGCUAUGCUGCACACCCUGCUCAUGGCCAGAUUGUCUUUCUGUGAGGACAAUGUGAUCCCCCACUUUUUCUGUGACAUGUCUGUUCUGCUGAAGCUGGCCUGCUCUGACACCCAUGUGAACGAGUUGGUGAUAUUCAUCACAGGAGGCAUCAUUCUUGUGAUCCCAUUUGUGCUCAUUAUUGUGUCCUAUGCACGGAUUGUGUCCUCCAUUCUCAAAGUUCCUUCUGUUCGAGGAAUCUGUAAAGCCUUCUCCACCUGUGGCUCCCAUGUGUCUGUGGUGUCACUGUUCUAUGGGACAAUCAUUGGUCUCUACUUGUGUCCAUCAGCUAAUAAUUCAAAUGUGAAAGAGACUGUGUUGGCUAUGAUGUACACAGCGGUGAUUCCCAUGCUGAACCCCUUCAUCUACAGCCUGAGGAACAGAGACAUGAAGGGAGCUCUGGACAGAGUUAUUUGUAGAAAGAAAAUUUUCUUCUGCAUAUGA
This is a messenger RNA of Nannospalax galili (Upper Galilee mountains blind mole rat), 954 nucleotides long. Its product is annotated as olfactory receptor 1468-like. Gene Ontology annotation, cellular component: membrane. Gene Ontology annotation, molecular function: olfactory receptor activity; G protein-coupled receptor activity. Lineage: Eukaryota; Metazoa; Chordata; Mammalia; Rodentia; Spalacidae. Bases 1 to 954 code for a protein of 317 amino acids. Gene Ontology annotation, biological process: G protein-coupled receptor signaling pathway. The record is from RefSeq and is a predicted model, not a curated record. The transcript is spliced from 2 exons.